Anguilla anguilla (European eel) is the source of this 5665-nucleotide messenger RNA. RefSeq names its product collagen alpha-1(II) chain. Bases 208 to 4680 code for a protein of 1490 amino acids. The transcript is spliced from 54 exons. The record is from RefSeq and is a predicted model, not a curated record. Gene Ontology annotation, molecular function: extracellular matrix structural constituent; protein binding. NCBI's taxonomy places the organism in Eukaryota, Metazoa, Chordata, Actinopteri, Anguilliformes, Anguillidae.
AUAAAACCGCAGCGCUUGUGGAGGAGCGGGCGGGUACCGAAUAGCUGAGGCGGCCUGGCGCUGGAUCCCCCAUCGACUUGCGGAAGGUUGUCUGUAUGGUUCGGCUGUCACCGGGAACACACACUCACUGAAAGCAGAGCUCUGUGUCCAGUCGCGGACUCUUUUCUUCAGAUUCCCCCUAGGGUCCUGCAUGUCUAAUAUUUAGACAUGUUCAGCUUUGUGGAUUCCAGGACGCUUCUGCUACUCGCAGCAACGCAAGUCCUUUUAUUAGCCUUUGUCAAAUGCCAGGAAGAGGAUGACCAGCUGGCAGGCGGCUGCGUGCAGGAUGGCCAGCGCUAUAGUGAUAAGGACGUGUGGAAGCCGCAGCCGUGUCAGAUCUGCGUGUGCGACAGCGGGACCGUCCUGUGCGACGAGGUCAUCUGCGAGGAGCAGAGAGACUGCCCCAACCCCGAGAUCCCAUUCGGAGAGUGCUGCCCCGUCUGCCCCCCCCAGCAGACCCCCCCCUCGGGACCACUUGGUGCUAAGGGACAGAAAGGAGAGCCAGGAGACAUCACAGACGUCGUAGGACCACGUGGACCAGCAGGCCCCAUGGGCCCCCCAGGAGAGCAGGGCAUUCGCGGAGACAGAGGUGCAAAGGGGGAGAAGGGAAGUCCUGGCCCCCGAGGAAGAGAUGGAGAGCCCGGUACCCCUGGAAACCCCGGACCCCCCGGACCCCCAGGACCCAACGGACCGCCAGGACUUGGAGGAAACUUUGCUGCACAGAUGGCGGGUGGAAUCGACGAGAAGGCUGGAGGCGCACAGAUGGGGGUGAUGCAGGGACCGAUGGGCCCUAUGGGUCCCCGUGGUCCACCUGGCCCCAGCGGAGCACCUGGUCCACAAGGUUUCCAAGGCAACCCCGGGGAGACCGGAGAACCUGGCGCAGCUGGCCCCAUCGGCCCCCGCGGCCCCCCCGGACCCUCUGGAAAAGCCGGAGAUGAUGGUGAAGCUGGAAAGCCAGGUAAAAGCGGAGAGCGAGGACCACCUGGGCCUCAGGGCGCGCGCGGUUUCCCCGGGACACCCGGACUUCCUGGGAUCAAGGGACACAGGGGCUACCCAGGUGUGGAUGGAUCGAAGGGAGAGUCUGGAGCUGCAGGAGCUAAGGGCGAGGCAGGUGCUCCCGGUGAGAACGGCGCCCCCGGACCAAUGGGUCCACGAGGUCUGCCUGGUGAGAGAGGUCGUCCUGGAGCCUCAGGAGCCGCUGGUGCUCGUGGAAAUGAUGGUUUGGCUGGCCCUGCUGGUCCUCCCGGACCUGUUGGACCUGCUGGGGCUCCUGGUUUCCCAGGUUCUCCAGGUGCUAAGGGUGAGGCAGGUCCCACAGGAGCUCGUGGGCCUGAAGGUGCACAAGGACCCCGAGGAGAGUCUGGAACCCCUGGAUCCCCAGGCCCGGCCGGUGCUGGGGGUAACCCUGGUACUGACGGCAUUCCUGGAUCCAAAGGAUCUGCGGGCGGUCCUGGUAUUGCAGGUGCUCCUGGUUUCCCCGGUCCCCGGGGCCCCCCCGGACCUCAGGGAGCCACAGGCCCUCUGGGGCCCAAAGGACAGCAGGGCGACCCCGGUAUCCCAGGGUUCAAAGGUGAAGCUGGACCCAAAGGAGAGCUUGGCCCUGCAGGUCCCCUGGGAGCCCCAGGGCCAGCGGGAGAGGAGGGGAAGCGAGGAGCCAGAGGAGAGCCUGGCGCUGCCGGGCCGAACGGACCUCCCGGCGAGAGGGGCGCUCCCGGUAACCGUGGUUUCCCAGGUCAGGAUGGGCUGGCUGGUCCUAAGGGUGCCCCUGGUGAGCGAGGGGUUGCAGGUGUUGGAGGACCCAAGGGAGCCAACGGAGACCCAGGUCGUACUGGGGAGCCAGGCCUGCCAGGUGCUAGGGGUCUUACUGGUCGCCCUGGUGACGCUGGUCCUCAAGGCAAAGUUGGUCCUACUGGCGCUGCUGGUGAAGACGGCCGCCCCGGACCACCUGGUCCCCAGGGAGCCCGCGGGCAGCCUGGAGUCAUGGGAUUCCCAGGACCUAAGGGAGCCAACGGAGAGGCUGGGAAAGCUGGAGAGAAGGGACUUGUGGGAGCACCAGGCCUGAGGGGUCUGUCAGGUAAAGAUGGAGAAACUGGAGCGGGCGGACCUCCUGGGCCAGCUGGACCUGCAGGAGAGAGAGGGGAACAGGGCCAGCCUGGUCCCUCUGGAUUCCAGGGUCUACCUGGACCUCCAGGCCCCCCAGGUGAAGGAGGAAAGCCUGGUGACCAGGGUGUCCCAGGAGAGGGUGGUGCCGCUGGUGCUGUUGGACCCAGAGGCGAGCGAGGUUUCCCCGGAGAGAGAGGUGGCGCUGGACCCCAAGGCCUUCAGGGACCACGUGGUCUCCCUGGGACUCCAGGGACCGACGGACCCAAGGGUGCCAUCGGGCCAGGUGGUAGCCCAGGGGCGCAGGGGCCCCCCGGUCUGCAGGGCAUGCCCGGGGAGAGGGGCGCCUCCGGAAUCUCAGGACCCAAGGGCGACAGAGGCGACAACGGCGAGAAAGGACCUGAGGGAGCGCCUGGGAAGGACGGUUCAAGAGGUUUGACAGGUCCCAUUGGCCCUCCGGGUCCAGCUGGUCCUAAUGGACUGAAGGGUGAAUCUGGACCUUCAGGCCCAACUGGUGCUGCUGGUGCACGUGGAGCUCCUGGCGACCGCGGUGAGACCGGACCCCCCGGGCCUGCUGGGUUCGCUGGACCCCCUGGUGCUGACGGGCAGCCGGGAGCCAAGGGCGAGCUCGGAGAGGGAGGACAGAAAGGAGACGCUGGAGCACCUGGCCCCCAGGGGCCCUCCGGAGCCCCCGGUCCACAGGGCCCCACCGGCGUCAUCGGACCCAAAGGCGCACGCGGUGCUCAAGGCGCUCCCGGUGCCACUGGUUUCCCAGGUGCUGCUGGCAGAGUCGGACCUCCCGGCCCCAACGGUAACCCCGGUGCUGCAGGCCCUGCUGGUCCUGCGGGGAAGGAUGGGCCUAAAGGAGUGCGUGGAGACGGCGGUCCUCCUGGUCGCCAGGGAGACGCUGGACUGCGUGGGGCUGCCGGAGCCCCAGGAGAGAAGGGAGAGCCAGGCGAGGAUGGACCCUCAGGUCCAGACGGCCCCUCAGGACCUCAGGGUUUGGCCGGAUCUCGCGGUAUUGUGGGCCUGCCGGGACAGCGUGGAGAGAGGGGGUUCCCUGGCCUUCCGGGACCUUCUGGUGAACCAGGCAAACAGGGAGGUCCAGGUGGGGCGGGCGACCGAGGACCCCCUGGGCCUGUGGGGCCCCCUGGCCUGACUGGACCAUCAGGGGAACCUGGCAGAGAGGGCACCCCUGGAUCCGAUGGACCUCCUGGCAGAGAUGGAGCUACUGGGAUCAAGGGCGACCGUGGUAACACAGGACCUGCUGGGGCUCCAGGAGCUCCGGGGGCCCCUGGGGGCCCGGGACCCGUAGGCCCCACCGGCAAACAGGGAGACAGAGGAGAGUCUGGCGCUCAAGGACCCUCAGGGCCUCCAGGUCCCGCUGGAGCCAGAGGCAUGGCUGGACCUCAAGGGCCACGUGGAGACAAGGGUGAGGCGGGCGAGACAGGCGAGCGAGGGCAGAAGGGUCAUCGGGGUUUCACUGGCCUGCAGGGUCUGCCAGGACCUCCCGGUUCCCCUGGUGACCAGGGUGCUGCUGGACCUGCCGGCCCCAGUGGAGCAAAGGGGCCCCCUGGGCCAGUGGGCCCCGGUGGGAAGGACGGUGCGAACGGCAUUCCUGGACCCCUUGGACCUCCCGGGCCUCGCGGUCGCUCUGGAGAAACUGGACCUUCUGGUCCUCCUGGUAACCCCGGCCCCCCUGGACCGCCUGGCCCCCCAGGCCCCGGGAUCGACAUGUCGGCCUUCGCUGGCCUGUCCCAGCCGGAGAAGUCCCCGGACCCCCUGCGCUACAUGAGGGCCGACCAGGCUUCCGGAAACCUCCGCCAGCACGACGCCGAGGUGGACGCCACCCUCAAGUCCCUCAACAGCCAGAUCGAGAACAUCCGCAGCCCCGAGGGCUCCAAGAAGAACCCCGCCCGCACCUGCAGGGACCUCAAACUCUGCCAUCCCGAGUGGAAGAGCGGUGAAUACUGGAUCGAUCCGAACCAGGGCUGCACAGUUGAUGCCAUCAAGGUCUUCUGCAACAUGGAGACUGGAGAGACCUGCGUGCACCCCAGGCCCGCUAGCAUCCCGCGCAAGAACUGGUGGUCCAGCAAGGGCAAGGAGCGCAAGCACAUCUAUUUCGGGGAGACUAUGAACGGAGGCUACAGCUUCAGCUACGGCGAUGACAGCAUGGCUCCCAACACGGCCAGUAUUCAGAUGACCUUCCUCCGCCUGCUGUCCACGGAGGGCUCCCAGAGCCUCACCUACCACUGCCGCAACAGCGUGGCCUACAUGGACCAGGCCAGCGGCAACCUGAAGAAGGCCCUGCUGCUGCAGGGCUCCAACGACGUGGAGCUGCGCGCCGAGGGCAGCAGCCGCUUCACCUACAGCGUGCUGGAGGACGGCUGCACGAAGCACACGGGCCAGUGGGGAAAGACGGUGAUCGAGUACAAAACGCAGAAGACGUCCCGCCUCCCCAUCGUGGACAUUGCACCUCUGGACAUCGGAGGGGCGGACCAGGAGUUCGGCGUGGACAUCGGCCCCGUCUGCUUCUUGUAAAGAGGAACAAUGUGACAGAAGAACGAAGAAGUGAAGGAAAAAUAACUCAGUUCUGAAAACAAACGAAUCUCACACACCAGAAAAAAGGAAGAUAAAAGAGAAAAAGAAAAUCAAAGUUCUUGUAAGUAAGAAAAAAAAAUGAAGAAACAAGAGAAGUAAUUUUUACACUCCAGAGAUAUCCUUCCUCAGGAUGGCAUCAGCUGUGACCGUGUGCGAUUCUCCAUACAAACCACGCCCACCCCUUCAUUUCCCAGCCCACUUAGCCACACCCACCACCUGAAGCUCCUCCCCCUCCUCCACCCACACACACCGUGUAGGCCCAGCUGUGAAUGGAGAGGAACGAUGUCCAGGAUCGUAAAGGAACAGGCCAGUUUGAAACAAUUCAGACAGGAAAAACAUGACUUAGUGUCUCUUAUUUAUUGUCAAACAAUUAGGGUUGAAAGUGUGAUUAAGUGCCUGGGUGUGUAAGAACAAGAGGCUCCGCCCCCUUCCCCUCUUUCUCUCCCCCCUCCCCCCCUCCCCCCUCCCAAAGUACAGUGUGAGACCAAAAUUAGAUCAUAUUUUAUUAAGUGCAGGUAUUCCCACUUCUACCACCAUAGUGUCUAUUCAGAUAAUUACUGUGUAUUAUAGUGAUGUCCAUGGUGCUACUUUUGUAAAACAGGUUUUUUUUUAACCAGAUAUUGAAAAUGUGUACUUUUUGGAAGGGCUGUUUCAAUCUGGGAUUUUUUCAGUGUUCCAAAAAAAGUUUUUUUUGUCAUUUUAUUUUUUCCCUUCAAUGCCCUUAACUGGUUAUUUGUGUUAACCGUGUAAAGAGACUUCCUAAAUUUUUCAUUAAAUCUGAUGAAUUCAUUUUGCUUUGUAAUUAUAAGACUGUUGUUGUUUUUUAAAGCUACCUCGUGCUGGUAAAAACAGACAUACAGAAAUCCGAAAGUUGAACCUGAACCUUGUAUAAAAAAAUUAAAAAUUCUAAGUAAAAAAAAAAAAA